AUGGCCGAUACACAACCGCCCAUGUCUCAUGAGGACUCGAUCGAUUCCCAAGACCCGAAUACGCAUCCAGACACGAAGAAGAAGAGCAGAAGGCCAGCAAAUACUGCGUUUAGGCAACAGCGAUUGAAGGCAUGGCAACCCAUUCUUACUCCUAAGACCGUCCUCCCAUUAUUCUUCGCCAUCGGUAUUAUAUUUGCGCCUAUUGGAGGAGGAUUGUUAUAUGCGAGUGCGGUGGUUCAAGAAAUCAUAAUAGAUUAUUCAAGCUGCUACAGCGACGCACCCACUUGGCCAACAUGGGAUGCCCUGCCUACAGACGGCGACAAAUAUGUGUCACAUUUCACCUCGAACUCUAGCAAUGGGGAUUACAAACCUACUAGUCCCAUGUGGUCGCAGAAUCAGACCGGAUUGCAGGAUGCCUUGGGGAACAAUAUCACCUCCUGCUACUUGAAAUUCGGCAUUCCAAAUGAAAUGAAGCCCCCGGUGCUCUUUUACUACAAACUUGCCAAAUUCUACCAGAAUCACAGACGCUACGCUAAGUCCUUCAACACCGACCAACUCUCCGGGAAGGCCGUGUCAGAAAAGACCAUCCACAGUAGUGAUUGCACACCCCUCACGACCACAAAAGUUAACAACGUAUCCCUUCCAUACUAUCCCUGCGGUAUAGCCGCAAACUCCCAAUUCAACGACACAUUCUACAAUCUCACACUCCAGAACGUGCCGCGCUCGAGCGAUACCGAGCGUCCUUAUAACAUGACCAAGAAGGGAAUCUCAUGGAGCAGUGAUAAGAAACUGUACGGCGACUCCAAAUACAACUGGGAUGAAGUCGCUGUGCCACCGAACUGGGUCACUAAAUACGGAACAUCUUAUAAUGAUACGAACCACCCGGAUCUAGUCAACGACGAGGAAUUCCAGGUUUGGAUGCGUCUGGCUGGUCUUCCGACAUUCAGCAAGCUGGCGCAGAGGAACGAUCAUGAGGUUAUGGAGCAUGGAGAUUAUAUCGUCAGGAUUGACCACAACUUCGACGUCACUGAAUACGGCGGCACGAAAUCCAUCAUCAUCUCCACCAGCACCGUAAUGGGCGGCAAGAACCCCUUCCUCGGCAUCGCCUACGUAGUCGUCGGCGGCAUCUGCAUCGUGCUCGGCGCCCUCUUCACAGUCACGCACCUGAUCCGUCCCCGGAAGCUAGGCGACCAUACGUAUCUGAGUUGGAACAAUGACGGUACGGGUGGUGGCGCAGCGACGACUGGAAGGAAUGGCGUGUUGGCUGGUGAGGGUAGAGCUUGA
This is a messenger RNA of Lachnellula hyalina, 1284 nucleotides long. RefSeq names its product Meiotically up-regulated protein (gene mug89). The coding region runs from base 1 to 1284 and encodes 427 amino acids. Gene Ontology annotation, cellular component: plasma membrane; endoplasmic reticulum; Golgi apparatus. The record is from RefSeq and is a predicted model, not a curated record. The transcript is spliced from 5 exons. NCBI's taxonomy places the organism in Eukaryota, Fungi, Ascomycota, Leotiomycetes, Helotiales, Lachnaceae.